UCCCUACCGAGCGGCAAGAAAAAACCUUUCUGGCUAUGGCUUCUCCGAACCAGGCCCAUGUACCCGACCUGCUCGCCGCCACCACCGACCGCGCCACGAGAUAAGCAAGCAUCCCCAAAAAAUCCACUGGAGCGGGUUGGUUGGAUCGCGCGCGCUGACUUUUCUGCCGAACCGAACCAUACACGCCACCGCCGGCGCGCAGCCGAGAGAAGGUAAUCAUAUAAAAGCAUUUGGCCGGGCAAGCAAUUUCAUUAUUAAUCUCGUCGCAGUGUUUCCGUGCAGAUCUCGAGCACCGGAGACCUCGAAAUAGGACUCUCGUGGGUCAGUGCUCGGUUGGCCAAGUUUAAAGCUGCGGACGUUGUCGUUUUCGUGUUUUUUUGUUCGUUUUUUCGGGAUAUUCUACUGAGAAGUGCAACAAUGAUCAAGUUCAGUGUGAUUUCCAUUCUUGUGGUGGCAGGAGCUGUCAUUGCCGAACCCCCGAUCAGUGCGGGCUAUUCCUACUCCAGUGGUGGCCACAGCCAUGGCGAUCACGGUGACUCCAAUGGUGGUUACGUUUCGGUCAGCCCAGGACAUCAAUCUUCCGAAGGCCUCCACGUGGAUCCCCAUCUACUGCACAAAGUGAAGGAAGUGCUGCUGGAACACGAAAACACCGGCUCAUCUUCCUUCGGAGGACAUUCGUCGCAUGGUGUCUCGGUACCAUCCACCUCGUACGGUGUACCGUCUUCAUCCUACGGACCACCAUCCCAUUCGUACGGCCCACCUUCCCCAGUCUACGGUGUCCCCUCGUUCGGAGGACAUUCAUCUCGCGUGACUGGAAUCGAACUUGGCCAUGUUCGCCAGGGAGUCCAGGUUGCUCAGUACUACAAGGCCCAGCAUGCCCCAUCGUACUCCUCUCAUUCGUACUCUGCUCCUUCCUACUCAUCCCACUCUGUCCCAUCGUUCUCGUCUCACUCUUACUCUGCUCCUUCAUCUUCCUAUGGUGCCCCAUCGGCCUCUUACAGUGCUCCAUCUUCCUCCUACGGAGCUCCGUCUUUCAGCUCUUCACACUCCUUCUCGGCACCAUCUUUCUCUUCUCACCAAUCUCACUCUUCCCAUGCUUCUUUCUCACUCCCUUCUUCCACUUACGGAGCCCCAUCAUUCAGCAGUGGAAGCAGCCAUCACCGUGUUCCAUCCACCGUCUACGGCGCACCCUCCCACUCUCUCAGCUCUUUCCGCCCUCCAGCACCAGUUUACCAUGCUCCGGCCAGCAGCUACCACGCACCUGCCCCAGUUUACUCUGCUCCCCGACCGGUUUACGGAGUCCCACACCACCAUUAAAUGCUGUCAUCGCAAAUCAAAAAUCUAAGUCAACUCUCGAGUUAAUUUAUUCAUAGUUUCAUCUGCUUUUCUCAUACUGAAUCACUUGUUGAAAUAAACAAAAAUUUGUUACCAAAAAUAUAAAACAAUAACAAAAUCUCA
Aedes albopictus (Asian tiger mosquito) is the source of this 1458-nucleotide messenger RNA. RefSeq lists its product as uncharacterized. The record is from RefSeq and is a predicted model, not a curated record. Gene Ontology annotation, biological process: positive regulation of transcription by RNA polymerase II. Lineage: Eukaryota; Metazoa; Arthropoda; Insecta; Diptera; Culicidae. Gene Ontology annotation, cellular component: RNA polymerase II transcription regulator complex. The transcript is spliced from 2 exons. Gene Ontology annotation, molecular function: transcription coactivator activity. Bases 418 to 1317 code for a protein of 299 amino acids.